Messenger RNA from Dentiscutata erythropus, 175 nucleotides. The record is from the annotation of a GenBank genome assembly. NCBI's taxonomy places the organism in Eukaryota, Fungi, Glomeromycota, Glomeromycetes, Diversisporales, Gigasporaceae.
AUGCCUGAUAUAGAAAUUUUUGUGUAUUACAAUGUCAUCACUUCAAAAUUAUCUUGGCCAUUACGAAAUACGUACCACCACGAAAGGGUGGUAACUACCAAAAAAUUCAGAACCAAAGGAAAUGUUAGCAAUCACCAGAAAGACUAUGAACAAAUAGAAGAAAUAAAAUUUUCUG